Molecule: messenger RNA, 711 nt
Organism: Candidozyma haemuli
Lineage: Eukaryota; Fungi; Ascomycota; Pichiomycetes; Serinales; Metschnikowiaceae
Exons: 1
Coding region: 1-711 (236 amino acids)
Source: RefSeq, a predicted model, not a curated record
AUGGCGGAAAGAAAUAAAGGGACUUUGGCUCGGCUUGAGUUUGACUUCAACAUGAUAUUUGGUGGUACUAUGGAGGGGUCUCAUUCUGGCUGGGAACGUCUCGUAUACGAGGAGACGGUGAAACCUGCUGCUAUUCUUAUAACGAGGUCUUUCUACGAAGGUAUGGAGGAACUAAGCAAGUGCUGUACAUGUGUAGAAAUUUUCUUUCUGCAGUUUGACAAUCUCAAGAAGCUUCUAGUUCCGUGUCUCAUGAUGAAUGCACGUAUGGUUCUACGACUGAUUAGAAAAACAACUUUCCUUCUCGAACUCAGCACUGUGGUUGACGAUACAGCUUCAAUUGCCUUGCAUCCAAAUGAAAUCAGGGAAGAGUUGAUCAAAAUAGAGCAUAUUACUGAUGGUAUCAGACGGGAACUGUGCGCUUUAAGAACGGUGUUUUCCUCUCUAGACUCCUCUUUGCAAUGCUACACUGAGGUGCUACUAGGCAAGCUGAUUCUAAAACGACAGGUGGCGGACCUGGAGUGUGUGAUCGUAAGGCGAAGGGAUUUAUGUUACCAAGCAGCCGAGCAUGUGUUAAGUAUUCCUCUCAAUGGGGAACAUCAGAAGUCGUUCUCUGUUAUGAACACCAAAAAGCACUUGAUCUAUCUUGUUUCACUCAUGUUUGCGAUCAUUCUCGUUAUCCUAUAUAGGAUUUAUAAGAUUAUCCUAGGAUGA